AUGCUUAUCCCCAGCACCCUGGCCUUUGCAUCUGGGGCGCUGGCCUCGUGCUGGCGCAAUACGACCUGUACAGGCCCUACAGCGGCAGCCUUCUCUGGACCCUGGGACGAGAACAACUUUGCGCCUGCAUCACGGACUGUGCAGCCCAAGUCCAUCCUCUCUCUUCCGGCCGGCGAAUCCAUCUCUGAUUAUCCGUCCAAUACCAUACCCUCUAUCAAUAGCAGCGAUGAAGGCCUCGUCUUUGACUUUGGCAUCGAGGUCGGCGGAAUUGUCACAAUCGACUAUGUCCUCUCCGCAGCGAAUACAACCCUCGGCCUCGCAUUCACCGAAGCAAAGGACUUUAUCGGUCGAAAGUCUGACAACUCCAACGGCGGCUCCGGGGCUGAUCUUGCCUUACUCACAACUCUCUCCGAAACUGAAGGCUCCUACACAAUGCCCGACGCCAAACUCCGCGGCGGCUUCCGAUAUCUAACCGUCUUCCUCGACUCGGAUGCAGACGCAACUCUCGAAAUCAAAGACAUUACCCUGGAACUCGCCUUUCAACCCACCUGGUCGAACCUCCGCGCCUACCAGGGCUACUUCCACUCUUCGGAUACUCUACUCAACAAAAUCUGGUACGCAGGCGCCUACACACUCCAGACAAACUCCGUCCCCGGAAACACCUGCCGCGUCAACCCAAGCUCCUCAACAGGCUGGAAUAAUAAUGCCUACUGCGGUCCGGGAGACAGCCUCCUCCUCGACGGCGCAAAGCGCGACCGGUGGGUCUGGAUCGGCGACAUGGGUGUCGCCGUGCCCUCUGCCUCUGUAAGCACGGGGGAUCUUGAGAGUACGAAGAAUGCACUGCUGGCGAUUUGGAAUUACCAGACGUCGAGCGGACUGUUACCCAAGGCGGGCCCGCCGUAUCUAAAGGCCGAUAGCGAUACGUAUCACCUGUGGACGAUUAUCGGGACGUACAACUAUUUUCUGUUUAGUGGGGAUACGGAGUUUCUGCUCGACUUGUGGCCAAAGUAUACAAGGGCCCUCAGCUAUAGCCUUGGGAAGAUCACGAGUGAUGGGCUGCUCAAUGCGACGCAGACGGCGGAUUGGGGGAGGUGGAAUUAUGGGACUGUGGCUGCUUCGGCGAAUAUGCUCCUCUACCGCGCCCUGACAACAGCCGCCUUCCUGGCUCCCUUCGCCUCCGACGAUACCGACUACACCUCGCUCGCCUCGGGCCUCCGCACCGCAAUAACAACGCACCUCUACGAUUCGUCAGUCGGUGCCCUGCGCGACUCCCCCAACGCAACCCUCUACCCGCAAGACGCAAACAGCAUGGCGCUCGCCUACACCCUGUUCGAACCCGGGAGUGCCGAAUCCGAAGCGAUAGGCACCUACCUCGAAUCAAACUGGACGCCCACCGGUCCCGAGGUCCCCGAACUACCGAACAACAUCUCCCCGUUUAUCUCGUCGAUUGAACUCGAGGGCCAUUUUGCCGCCGGACACCCGGAGCGCGCUAUCGAGUUGAUCCGCCGGCUUUGGGGGUGGUAUCUCAACCAUCCGAAUGGGACCGAGUCGACCGUCCCCGAGGGGUUCCUUGUUGAUGGGAGGUGGACGUAUCGCGGGGAUAGAGGGUACAGGAAUGAUCCGCGGUACAUGUCGCAUGCGCAUGGGUGGAGUUCGGGGCCGACGAGUGCGUUGACCGAGUAUGCGGUGGGAUUGAGGAUUACGGAGCCGCGGGGUGCGGAGUGGAGGUUGAACCCGGCGUCUUUCAAGGUGGAUGGGUUGGGGAGUGCGAGUGCGGGGUUCACCACUGAGCUUGGCAAAUUUAGUGCGGCGUUUGAGGUUAAGAAGAACUUGAAGAGGGCCAAGGUUUAUUGGAAUACGCCCAAUGGGACCAAGGGCUGGGUGGAGGUUCCGGGGGCGAAGGGGCGGUGGGUGAAGGGGGGUGAGGGGAGUCUUACUGUUUCUCUGAAGUAA
Aspergillus calidoustus is the source of this 1953-nucleotide messenger RNA. The record is from the annotation of a GenBank genome assembly. Lineage: Eukaryota; Fungi; Ascomycota; Eurotiomycetes; Eurotiales; Aspergillaceae.